AUGUCAUUGGUUUGGAAUCAUGCCCCACACCGCUCCAUGGUCGUGUCUUUGAGAGCGGCGCAUUUCAGCAGCCGUUCGCUCCGAAAGCAAUGCUCGUAUAGCACAUCGUUUCGUCCAAUAUAUGCGAAAUCCUUGGAUUCGUCCACCGAUGCCUUCCUCAGUCCGUCGAGUCCGACCCAGCGAGAUGCAGUUAUACACGGGAGAGACGAUUGGGCGCACCCAUCAUCUUGCGAAUUUUGGUGCACCUCGCGGCUCAUCCAGUCUCGUUUGAACAAACAAUCAUUUCCUUUGGCCAAGGUUCUUGAACCGUGGGCUCCUGUUCACGAGCGCGGAGGGGGACUUGAUGAUGCCGACCAAAGUCCAACGAGAGUUUCGCAAUCUCGGCGGGCUCAUCACCGAAAUUCACAAAAGAAUGAUCUUACCAUUGACGGACCGGAAACGCCAAAGAAAAUGCUACCUCGCAUUCAGGGGCCAUCGGAUUACUUGAUUGACACCAUUCAGAAUCGGGCGCUCUCCUCCACCAACCCGGAUGAUAGUAAUUGGACGUUUUCUGGAAAAUCUCGAACGCCUCUGAGAGCCCCUUUGACAUGGCACCAACGACGCGCGCUACAGCGCACGCAAGAAACGUCCUUACAAAAGAUUACUGCGGAUUAUAUCGAUUUGGUUGAACCUGCAUUACGGGGACGGAACAACGCAACAUUUUCUGACCCUUCCCUCCCUGCAUUGGAACCCGAUUACAAUCUGCAAAGUAUGCUUUGUGGUAAUUACAUUGAUUACUUGGCGGCCCGACAAUAUAACUUCACUGAUGUGAUGGCAUGGGCUUGGGUGCUCACGAGUAACACUACUUACGAGGCUACUCUUCGUAUUUACUUUCUAGAAGCGGAUUGGGGAGACAAGGCAACCGCUUCUCGCCCAAGCGUUCCCACCUUUAUCCCACUCUUGCUCCUGCUACAGGAAAUCGACUUGAAGACAUUUCGCUUAUUACUAGUAUACUGUCUGCACAUUGUCGCCGGGCGACCAGUUCCCCAUCUCGAUCACUCUUUUCAUUCUAUAUCGAAUCAUGCGAUAUCUAAACAUCUACACAACCUUACCCACACAAAAUCUAUACCUUCGGUGGAUCAUAGCACAUGCGCAAAAUUUGUUGUCCGUUUGCUUUCUCACGCGCGACGGCUGUGGCCUGAAGCGCAGCUUCCCAUUGCCCAGGCAUUCGCAUUCCAUUUGCGCACUACUAAAUCCAAAGGGACUAGCUUCGUGACAAAGAAGCUCAAUAAAUUUAUACGGUUGCUUUCUUUGCCUUCCGGCCCUCGCCCAUUUGUUACGGCCUCCAUACAACAACAAGCACAGUUUGAGCUGUUAAAAGCCGUGGCAGACAAGUAUACCGUCUCACCUAUCACACGACGGGGCUAUCAAGGUUUAGCGUCUGUCCAGCUAGCUCAUAAAAAGACGGCCGCCGAACGCGAGUCGGCGGAACUGAAGACACCGUCAUGGCCACCGUGGAAAGAAGAAAGAUCAGGAAUUGACUCCGAUAAGGGCAUGGAAGGAAUGCGAAGCCGUGCCAUACGCGUGAUUUCCCAAAUGAGGGAAGCGGGCUACCCUUACUCUCUGUGGGAAGAGGUCUCGGGUAUAUUGGCUGGUUGGGAUACGGACAACAGUCCUACGAUACAGACCAGAACACUGGCACGGCCUCCAGAGCAUCUACGGGGGAAGUCUGGGAACCAAGGUCACCAUGCAAUCUGGGAGGCGCGAAUCCGCGCCACAAGGACAGUUCGGGAGGCUUGGGCAUGCUUUACGGCAUAUGAAAGCUGGGGUCAUACGCCCCAUGCCUCUGUUUACGUUGCAAUGGGUGAGAAACUCGUGUUCGAAACGAAGGCAGCAAGGGAGAAAAGUGAUCAGCCUAGGUUUUCAUUGCCUGGCGAUGGCCCGGAAGUUUUUCCAGAACCUGCCUCCGCACGGGACUGGAUCUAUACUCCCACCGAACCGCCUACCUUGAGUGCCUUUCUUAAAACAAUGCUUUCACAAGGUUUCCGCCCGUCUGGUAGAUUCCUGGCCUUACUUCUACAUAAUGCCCCCGCCUUCCACGUGGGGUUGGAUUGCCUCAAUUGCAGCGAUCUGACAAAUCAACAACUAAGGGUGUUGUUCAGCUUUGGCGACGAGAUUCCCGACAAUGAUGCUGAAGCGCAAAGGGCGCUAGAUGAACUGCCCGAAUAUAUUGUGUCAGCUUUCAUCCGGUUUUUGUGCAGGUUCUCUGUUGUCACCAGACAGUCUCCAAGAAUUGACGACAUCACCACAGCAGAUGCUUUCCCGAUAAUUACGAAUAAUUGGCCAACAUCCCCUUCAGAUAUUCCCACCCUCUUUGCGUACACCGACAAACAUCGCCAUCGACGGAAGGGUUGGUAUUCGAAACUCCUUUCCCAUGCAAUACGGCUGUUGCAGAAGCGAAAUUCGUCAAAUCCCCAGGGAUGGGUGCAGCUCUUAGCAGGCCUUCGCUCGACGCGCAUUCUUGGUGGUUCAUCUAAUAUCAACCGCCAUACCCAGAUGGUUCUUGCCUGGCAUGAAAUUUUGGUGACUUUGAACUGGCUGGAUGAGCGCAAUAUCGAGAUAGGACCUGAGGGGUUUCAGAUCCUGUGUACUGGUUUCUCGAAAGCAAUGGUUGCCGGAGUCAAAGACCAAAAGUCCACGGAGAAGGGCCUGAGAAUACUAGCCACAGCCGCGCAAGGAAACGUUUUGCAUCCUGAACUUGUUCCUCUAAGUUUCGAGGAUAUGGUCGAACACGGUCUGGAAACGUUGAAGAACCAGUUUGAUCGGCUUGUCCUCCUGGACCCAAAGACAUCUCCCAUAUUCGAGUCUUUCAGGUUAUCUCUGGAGGGACAAACCGAGUCACAGGUGUCUGUGCCUACUUUAGCCCACGCCCCCUCUCCGCCCGUCCUGCAUGCAUUUGUCAGGUCUCUGGGGUUAGCUGAAGACUCGGAAGGUCUAUUAAACCUUCUUCGGUGGAUGAGCCAGAAUUCACUGGCACUCAAGCAGAUGUCUGAUGAGUAUUCAAAUGGUAGUACAAUGAUGCGACGUACUAUAGUUGCAGUCCGCAUGUUUCUCGAGGGAUAUUGGGGAAGACGGCCGUUAGCGCCGGCGCAAUAUCAGUCUGGAUUUACGGACCAUGCCACCCCGAGUGAAUUCAACAGGCCUACAUUCUCGGAUCCAACCCUUCAAGAGGCAUAUGAUAUCAUCGCGACAACAGAGCUCUGGGGUCCUUGGCCAAGCGAUGAGGAGGUUUGGGAUUAUCUUGCUCAUAUGGACCAGUAA
This is a messenger RNA of Aspergillus puulaauensis, 3300 nucleotides long. RefSeq lists its product as uncharacterized. The record is from RefSeq and is a predicted model, not a curated record. Bases 1 to 3300 code for a protein of 1099 amino acids. Lineage: Eukaryota; Fungi; Ascomycota; Eurotiomycetes; Eurotiales; Aspergillaceae. The transcript is spliced from 2 exons.